Molecule: messenger RNA, 1836 nt
Organism: Lactuca sativa (garden lettuce)
Lineage: Eukaryota; Viridiplantae; Streptophyta; Magnoliopsida; Asterales; Asteraceae
Product: putative protein phosphatase 2C 52
Biological process (GO): protein dephosphorylation
Molecular function (GO): protein serine/threonine phosphatase activity
Source: RefSeq, a predicted model, not a curated record
CGGCCCCAUCCCAUCUCAUCCUCACAUCAUUUCACCGAUAGUGCAAUGCAAUCACACCCACGGCGAUUUCUUCCCCAUUCCCCCCUAACUUUAUAACACUGUCAAUCCAUUAAAGAAUCCCACCAUCUCCAUUCUCCCCUCUGUAUUAGUAUUACCUCCCUCACUCAUCCCGUUUUUGCACUUAAUGCCACCCCCAAUUACCAAUGAUGGCUUCUCUUCCCCUAACUCUGCAUUUCUUAUCUAUAACGUCGUCUCUUCUUGAAAACCCAGAUCAAGUUCAAGCUGGGUCGAUCAUCUUUCACGAAGCUGUUGACUUUUGUGAGUCAAACUGAAAAUGGGGUGUUGUAUCUCAACAAGUAGUCACAGUACCUGUAGUAGCAUGAGCGAAGGAGAAGUUGUCACCAUGUGUGGUGUGCAAAAGCGAACAAGAACAACAUCUUCAUACCACAUGAACACCUUACAACAAAUGACCUCUAUACCCAACAGGAUUUUUACAAAUGGGAAGAGCCAAAGUUCUUGUAUAUAUACACAACAAGGGCGUAAAGGUGUAAACCAAGAUGCCAUGAUUGUUUGGGAAGAUUUCAUGGAAGAAGGUUUGACCUUCUGUGGAGUCUUUGAUGGCCAUGGACCUCAAGGGCAUCUUGUUGCCCGUAAAGUUCGUGAUACUUUACCAUUGAAGUUAUAUUCUUUCCUUGAUUCUCAUGAGUCAAAGAAAAAAAAGUCAACCGGUUCUAAUUGUUGCAGUGGGAAUUCUAGAUCAGAUUGUGAUGAGGGAAUAGAGGAUAAAGAUAAAGUUGACUCAUUAUGGAAAGAAGCAUUUUUGAAAUCGUAUAAAUCAAUGGAUAAAGAAUUAAGAUCUCAUCCUAGUUUGGAUUGCUUCUGUAGUGGUAGCACAGCUGUCACCAUUGUAAAACAGGGGUCAAAUCUUUUCAUGGGAAGUAUAGGAGAUUCACGCGCGAUCAUGGCUUCAAACGAUAGUAACAAUUCGCUUGUAGCAAUUCAGUUGACCGUUGACUUGAAGCCCGACUUACCAAGAGAAGCUGAAAGGAUUAAACGAUGUAAAGGUCGGGUUUUCGCAUUGCAAGAUGAACCUGAGGUGUCGCGAGUUUGGUUGCCAUUUGAUGAUGCACCAGGGUUAGCAAUGGCGAGAGCAUUUGGGGAUUUUUGUUUGAAGGAAUAUGGAGUGAUUUCUAUUCCUGAAUUUUCUCACAGGAUUAUUACAGAGAAAGAUAAGUUCAUUGUUCUUGCAUCAGAUGGGGUUUGGGAUGUUUUGAGCAAUGAAGAAGUGAUUGAGAUAGUGUCGUCAUCUCCAAUUCGGUCAACAGCAGCAAGAACAGUGGUUGACUCAGCUGCUCGUGAGUGGAGAAACAAAUACCCGACAUCAAGAAUGGAUGAUUGUGCAGUUGUUUGUUUGUUUUUGGAUGGAAAGAUGGAUUCUGAAUCGGAUUAUGAAGAACAAGGAGUGUCUUCUGCCACUUUACAGAGUGAUUGCAAUCAAUCUGGUAAUGUGAAUGAAUCAGAUGAUGCUCAGAUAUGUGAGCCAUCAUUGCAGAGGAACUUUACAGUUAGAUCAUCAGAAGAGAAGAAUGAUGAAGUGGGUGUGGUGGUUUGUGAUGAUCAUGGGUGGUCUGGGUUGGAAGGAGUCACCCGAGUCAACUCACUGGUCCAGUUGCCAAGAUUUUCGGAAGAGACACCAGGAGAAUGAUUGCUUUGUUUUUUUUUUUUUUCUUUAGUUAGUGAAUUGCAUCUGCUGUAUGAUGUCUCCUAUCUCUUAGAAUCUUAAGAAAUGUAAAAAUGGAUCUUCUGAGUUUGUUAGUGUGUGAUAUGUUCCAAUAA